GCUCACUACACCCUGCGAUUCUGCUCAGCCACAGCGCAAUUGCGUAUCCACUGUCACCAAUCAGCCACUCGGUUCAUCGUUCGCCAUGCCGGGCGCAGGGACGUACAUCAAGGCCAUCGGAGCCGGCGCCGCUCUAGUCAUAGGUGGACCAGCACUCGUCUGGUACGUGACACCAACAGAGGAGGAGAUCUUCAAGAAAUACAACCCAGACCUCCAGAAGCGAGCCCUAGCUCAGCGUGAGUCCCGACAGCAAGACUUUGAGGAUUUCGUCACGCACUUGAAGGAGGCGGCAAAGUCAGACAAACCCAUUUGGAUUGCACAGAAGGAGAUGGACCAAAAGCGCGCUCUUGAGAAGAACCAGCGCAUGAGAGACGAACAGGCCAGCUUCCUCGCGGAGGCAGAGAGGCGACGAGCAGAGAUCCGGUCGAGCUCGCAGUAACAGAGUCGAUCUGUCCAUGUUGUCGUUCAAAUCUGUAUAAUGGUGUACAUCAAUUCUGUGCUUCUUCGCUCUUGUUCUUGGUCUCUUUGCCUGUUCUUGGCUCUUGCUGACUGAGUGUGCUGGUGGUCGUUUUCGCCUAUCUUGUGUCGACUAACACAGCAUUCCCGCAGCUGAUGCGGGCUGCUCUCGAAUGUCUUCGUGGACAAUGAAAGAACCUUACAGAAUUAACAAGUACGCUGGGAUAUUGAUCCAAUGCGUGAAAGCAGUGGCGGGAAAGGACCUCUUUAGAUCCCACCCAUCAGACUAUCAGCGCCUGUCGCUUUCCGGUGUACUUGCCUCCAAGAGCCGCGUCCUUGCACAAAUACUACAUAGUCUCCGUAAUCAACGCUCU
Messenger RNA from Paraphaeosphaeria sporulosa, 830 nucleotides. Its product is annotated as CBP4-domain-containing protein. Lineage: Eukaryota; Fungi; Ascomycota; Dothideomycetes; Pleosporales; Didymosphaeriaceae. The transcript is spliced from 4 exons. Gene Ontology annotation, biological process: mitochondrial respiratory chain complex III assembly. The record is from RefSeq and is a predicted model, not a curated record. Bases 86 to 439 code for a protein of 117 amino acids. Gene Ontology annotation, cellular component: mitochondrial membrane.